Molecule: messenger RNA, 1187 nt
Organism: Bursaphelenchus xylophilus (pine wood nematode)
Lineage: Eukaryota; Metazoa; Nematoda; Chromadorea; Rhabditida; Aphelenchoididae
Source: the annotation of a GenBank genome assembly
AUGAAAUUUCUUAUGCCUCUCCUGAUUUUUGCAGUGCAAAUUUCUGCAAAAACUGUGUCGAAUGGUUUGGACGGGUAUCUUGAUGUAAGCGUUGCUUGUCUAAAGUUUGUGAAAUUUGUUGAAAAUCUUGAUUUUUUAUAUGACAACUGAAUGAUUUUACAGUUCUUGAUAAUUGAUUACUCCUUAUUUUUAGCAUGACCUAAGUGAGAUGGUAAGACUCACGCAUAAAUUGCACAAAAUCUACAAGGAAGGCGGAUACAAUGUGAACCCAAUUGAGCUGGGAAUCGGUGUCAAUUACUUUAUAUUCAGAGUGGGUUUACCUCACAACUUGCCAUAGUCACCAUUUCCAUAAAAUCUCAAAUUCUUAGCCAUUAUUUUCAGACUGGCCAGUUGGCCCAAAAUCAUGGGAUUCGAUUGCAUUCUGCGCAACAACUUUCCCACACACUUUUGUUGGGGAUACCCGACGAUGACUUAUUUGGAGAUGCUUUGGUUAAAUUUAUUGAACAACUGAAAGAAUUGAGGACUGCGAUUAUUGAAGAGCUUAGUGACAACUACGUUUCGUACAUUGAUGAAAUAAUUGAGAUGCUCGAGACCAUGAGAGAGGUGGGGGAAUUUGCCAAUGAAAGAAGAAUUAUGAGAGGUGCGGCGCUCAGAUUUUGACGUAAUUUUGGAGGAAUAUCUUGUGUAUAUAGUACCUGAUAUCCCAUUCUGAAAAUUACUUUUAAAAUAUCCUAUGGAAUGAAAAAGCCGAUUUAUCGAGGUCUGAGCGUCGCAUCUUUGUAAGCCUUUGUAAGCUCCACACAAAAUUUAUUCGUUGUUUUAUUUUUCAGCGCAAGCAAAUUCUCAAAGUUUUUACAGCGAUUGCGCAGCAGAGGAAUCUCAACGAAACCGGUGAACGGCUCCUCUCACUUUUCUUCCGCUCUCUACAUGAAGCAUUUGCGGCUGGAGAAAGGAGCAAAAAAUUGAAUCCUGUAGAAACCGCUAAAGAGAUCAGAGAAAGGCUUCUGAAAUUGGAUCCAGAGAAGCCUCUUGGACCUGAUUAUGAUGACUAUUUGGCCAAUCUAAAGGAAUUAUUUGAUGAGCUCUUGGACAACAAUGCAAAAAGGAAGUCGAUAAGGACGUUGGACAAAUUGUUGAAGCUUCUGAAACCCGUUUGUUCGGAAUGUAAAAAGGAGGAUGACUCAUAA